Molecule: messenger RNA, 489 nt
Organism: Staurois parvus
Lineage: Eukaryota; Metazoa; Chordata; Amphibia; Anura; Ranidae
Source: the annotation of a GenBank genome assembly
GCCAGACGAUCAUAUGCCUGAUGACCCAGUGCCCGCUGUCAUACCUGGUGGCCCGGUGCCCGCUGCUCCGCCUGGUGGCCCGGUGCCCGCUGCAAAGCCUGGUGAUCCGGCGUCCAGCCUGAUGUGCCUCCGUCCGGUGCCCAGCCCGACGUGCCUCCUUCCGCCCGAAGUGCCUCCGUCCGGUGUCCAGCCCGAAGUGCCUCCGUCCGGUGCCCAGCUCGAAGUGCCUCCGUCCGGUGCCCAGCCCGAUGUGCCAGUCUUUGAUAUCCCGCCAGUCACCGGACCCAGGCGGUGGAACAUUUUGCCCAGCUAGGACUGUUUGGAGCGUCCUGAGGCCGCUCCUUGAGGGGGGGGGGGGACUGCCAGGAAUGGACUUGCCAAUAGUGGUGGGACUCACCUGCCUUGUGGGCUGCAGUACCAGGGCUGGCCAGCGGGUGCUCUCAACAACCAGAGGUUCACUUCGGCAAUUAGCCAUCACCUGGGGCUGAU